Anopheles bellator is the source of this 6395-nucleotide messenger RNA. It is a transcript of the gene ago, whose product is annotated as F-box/WD repeat-containing protein 7. NCBI's taxonomy places the organism in Eukaryota, Metazoa, Arthropoda, Insecta, Diptera, Culicidae. The coding region runs from base 1 to 4257 and encodes 1418 amino acids. Gene Ontology annotation, cellular component: nucleus; cytoplasm. The record is from RefSeq and is a predicted model, not a curated record. Gene Ontology annotation, biological process: ubiquitin recycling; proteasome-mediated ubiquitin-dependent protein catabolic process. Gene Ontology annotation, molecular function: ubiquitin binding. The transcript is spliced from 9 exons.
AUGGCAGAACCAUGUAUCCUCAGCAUUGAAGACAGUCUGAAGCAACAGCUACAAGAAGCACCACAGGCACCGUCAGUCGACAGCGCGCCACCCGCCAGCCCGAUCAGUCGCAUCGAGUCGCCCACGUGCACCGUCGUCGUGGUGGGAGGAGCCGAUCUGAUUCGCGACGCCGAUGGAGGGACGACGAUCAGCGGGGCCAUCACGCCACGGGCGCUCUGUGAGCAUCAUUCCGUCACCGUGGGCAACGUGACCCCCGUAGCCAGCGCCGGCGAUGGCAAGCAAGCCAUCGACGAGGACUCCCGCCAGCGGCUGCUCCGCAUGGACAGUCAUGAUAGUGAUGACGUUGAUGUUAGCACCCAAGAGGAUCAGCACCACCUGCAGCAGCAAACGCAGCAGCAGCGACAGGAAUGUCCCAUCAUGAUGGAGACCCCGGCCGUUGAUCGGAGCGAAGCGCACGAACUGAGCGGGAGCGUGAGGUUACUCGCCGCGAACGGUGGUGCCCGGGACCCGGCGGCCGGUCCCGGCGGAAAGCUGGUGAUUAUCCGGGAAAAGUUGGCCACGGCCAAACCGAAGCGCCUGAGCGAUGAGUUCUUCUCGGCGGAUGACGAUAACGAGGACGACGAGGAGGAGGAGGAGGACGAAGACCGUGAGGAGGACGAGGAGCGGACAUCGUCGUGCGUGCAGGCGAUCGACGAUGUGGGCGAUUGCGAUGCUAACGCCAGUUUGAACGAAAUUAAAAAUCUCAGCAUCACCGGCAGCAGCAGCGGCGAGAACGUUCGCCGUCGACACUCGCGUCAUCGUCGACCGGAAAAUGGCGAGGACGACGAGGAAACUGCUUCUACUAGCAGCCAACCGCUCGGCGGUGGCGGCGGCAGUGGCGAUACAGCGGAGGAUGACGACGAGGGGGAAGAGGAAAACGUGGCGCCAAACGAGGAAGAUGACGAGCUUCUUCUGGACGAUGUGCAAUCGAUGGACGCGAUCGAGCGGCGCGACUUUGAGCAGGAGCAGCGACUGACGGGUGGCUUUUUGCUCAGAAACAGAUCCCUGAUAUCUGCCGAUAGACUGAAUUUAGAAUUUAUAAAUACAAUCCACAACAACAACCAGCAGCAGCCUUCGAGCCACGAUGGGCCGCCCGCGCAGGCGUCCUCGUCUCACCAUCAGCCACAAGCAUCUGUCGAAGGGCUCGCCAAACACCAAGCCACGGAUGAGGUGGAGGAGGCCAGUUUUCCGGCCGCGGACGAGCUGGAAGAGAACGGGCUGGAGGAGAUCGUACGGUCUUCGCCGACACCGUCGACGGGAAUGGCCACACAGCUUACAACAACGCCAACUAGUAGUAGAUAUCAAUACAAACACGAUCCUCACCAGCAGCAGCAGCAGCAUCGUAACGGCGUUACAUCGGGCAGCAGUAACGGGAAGAUCGAUGGCGAUAGCUUUAGUAGUAGUUAUAGUAGAACAAAUGAGAACAAUAGUACAACCAAGCGUGCAGUGAACAAGCUAACGAGGAACCUGUCCGCUAGUUUAGCCAAUUGCAGUAAGGACGAUGGCUACGAUGGCGUUGACGCCGGCCAGGCGGAAGAUGCCACGGAAGCACCAUCGAAUUCCCUGUCGUCGUCGGUGUCCUCGCUGGCAUCCUCGUUGCACGAAUCAUUCAACGGCGCUUCCGGGAAAGGACAGCGGCAGCAGCAGCAGCAGCAGCCUUCCGAUGUCUUCCUGAAUGCAAACUCCAACGAUAGCCUGUCGUCGGAGCAAUCCGUUUACGUGGCCCGAGACGGCAUGGCAGAGGCAAAGACAGCGGUGGACGCCGAAAGCGGUUUAGUGGCGGAUCUGCUGCCGCACACGGAAGAGAUCAUAGCGCACGAUCCGUGCUCCAGUUCGUCCGCUUCGUAUUCCUCUUCGUCGUCUCCGGCGCCCUCACAAACGCAACCACACAACAGUGACGUGACGAUGGAUGGGUCCACUUCAUCGUCCUCCUCGAUACUACCGCCAACGGCUUCACUGUCUUCGGCAAUGUCGAUCGGACCGGGUUGCUCCUCCGGCUCACCGACGGGUGCCGUCGAAAAGCGCGACCCGCAAAGCACUCAGCAACCGGAAGCGAAUGGUUGCCCCUCGUCGGGUAGCAGUGGCAGCACCACACAGCCCUCGACGAGCUCUGCUUUCAGUUGUCCCUUUUCGAAGGAUGUCAAAGCGACUAACAGCAAGUCGGCCACUAACGAUGCUGCGCCGGCCGCUGGUGCCGCCGCCGUUGCUGCGUACCAGCAGUGCGACGCCAGCACCAAUACGUCGAACUCGCCGGAAUCGAGUGAACCGGAAAUCGAUGAGGAAGAUUGGGCCGACUGCGAGGAAGGGACGGACGAGGAAGUGUGCACGUGCCGUGACUACACCGACGAGGAUGGGUUCGCGACGAGCGAAGAUGAGCUGCCGUCGCGGGAUGUCGAUCUCUCGAGCUACACCCAGCUCGACGCGAUCUCCGAAGAUCUGCUGCCCGAUGCGCAGACUCCGCGACUUCACCGUAAACGGAAGUUGACCGAAAAUCGCAACCUGUUUGGCGAUACGGCCGUCGGUAGUCCGUCGGCGAACGCAGAGUCGCUCAACUACACCAGCCGCAAGCGCCUGGCUCUGGAUGCGGCGGCCACAUCGACGGCAGUCACUUCCGGUGCUGGGUCGUUGACGGUAGCGACCGUUACAACACCCAGGUCGUCCACACUGCGCAGUCCAAUGAAUAUGGCAACGACACCAACUUCAUCCGUAUCGGGAGAACGCAAGACCCCUAGAACCAUUAUACCGACCAAAGAUAAUCCUCCUCCGGAGCUGAACGAGUGGCUGCUCCAGUUCCAGCGAUGGACGCACGUGGAGCGGCUGGUGGCGGUGGACCGCUUGAUCGAGCACUGCGAACCGACGCAAGUUCGCCACAUGAUGAAGGUGAUCGAGCCACAGUUUCAGCGUGAUUUCAUCUCGCUCCUCCCGAAGGAGCUCGCCCUCCAGGUGCUGUCGUAUCUCGAUCCCAAGGACCUUCUGCGUGCCGCCCAGACGUGCAGCAGCUGGCGCUUCCUGGCGGACGACAAUCUACUGUGGAAGGAAAAGUGCAAGGCAAGCGGUAUCGUCGUGGAACCGUCAACCGAUCGCCCGAAGCGGGGACGCACGGGCAACAUGCCGCCCAUUUCGUCGCCCUGGAAGGCGGCCUACAUGCGGCAGCACAUCAUCGAGAUGAACUGGCGAUCGCGCCCGAUCCGCACGGCGAAGGUACUGAAGGGUCACGACGAUCACGUCAUUACGUGCCUUCAAUUCUGCGGCAACCGCAUCGUGUCCGGUUCCGAUGACAAUACGCUCAAAGUUUGGUCCGCCAUUACGGGCAAGUGCCUUCGAACACUCACUGGCCAUACGGGGGGCGUGUGGUCAUCGCAGAUGGCCGGCAAUAUUAUCAUCUCGGGCAGCACCGAUCGAACGCUGCGCGUCUGGAACGCUGAAACCGGCCAGUGUAUGCACAUUCUGCACGGACACACAUCAACCGUGCGCUGCAUGCAUCUCCAUGGCAACAAAGUGGUCAGCGGGUCUCGUGACGCGACGUUGCGCGUGUGGGACGUCAACCUAGGGACAUGUCUGCACAUGUUGGUGGGCCAUUUGGCUGCGGUACGGUGCGUGCAGUACGACGGUAAGCUGAUCGUUUCCGGUGCGUACGAUUACAUGGUGAAAGUGUGGAACCCGGAGCGUCAGGAGUGUCUGCACACGCUGCAAGGACACACCAACCGAGUUUAUUCGCUGCAGUUCGAUGGGGUGCACGUGGUUUCCGGGUCGCUGGACACUUCGAUACGCGUAUGGGAUGCCGAGACGGGCUCCUGCAAACACGCACUGAUGGGCCACCAGAGCCUUACGUCCGGCAUGGAACUGCGGCAGAACAUUCUCGUUUCCGGCAACGCCGAUUCCACCGUCAAGGUGUGGGACAUCAUCACUGGGCAGUGCUUGCAGACUCUGUCUGGCCCCAACAAGCACCAGUCGGCCGUCACCUGUCUGCAGUUCAAUACGCGUUUCGUCAUCACCAGCUCGGACGAUGGGACCGUGAAGUUGUGGGACGUAAAGACUGGCGAUUUUAUCCGCAAUCUGGUUGCACUGGAAUCGGGCGGAACCGGUGGCGUCGUGUGGCGCAUUCGCGCCAACGAUACGAAACUGAUUUGCGCCGUCGGCUCGCGCAACGGAACGGAAGAAACCAAACUGAUGGUACUGGAUUUCGAUGUAGAAGGUGCCUGCCUGAAAUGCUCAUAGUUAGUAAGCACGAAAAACUGAUCGACCCGGAGGUCAUCUAUUCCAUCCCCGAUUCCCAACUCAUGCGCCCCUCCCACCAAUCCUGGCUGCUCCGCCUUCCCGAUCCAAGUCCUUGCCAUUUUACAAUGAUACAAAUGCUUCUUUAACAGCGAGCACGAACCGAUCGCGCUUUGUCGUCCCUUCAAGAUCGCAACAACUCACGCACGCAACUCACACAAGUUAGGAUAAUGUAUUUAAAAAUUAAGCAUUACGAAACGCAGGGGGCAGCAGCAUUGGAAGAAGGAUGGUAUGGCUGCAUCGGUAACGAUGAGCCCGUAUGAUAUGCUAUAAACAUGUACAACAAGACCACAGGAAGAGGUUCUCCUCAGAAUCCCGUCGACAUCUUCUCCCCGGUUUAGGCUUCGUUUAUCGGAUCGAAAGCAAAUGUUCGAUGAAGGUGAUGAUCCCGUGGUCGGUACGAAACGCUGGUCCAUUUUGGAUGAUUCCGAAGUUUAAAAGAAUGCAGAACACAUGGCUUUUCGGGCAGCAGAACUCAAAAUUCCCCCCAGUCCCUUGAUAUACUUUAUCGCCUCUUGCGCGCUGCGCCAUUAACUUGGCGACCGAAGGGCCUCAUGCAAUAACGAUAGAUCUCAACGGAUUCUACCCAAAUAGUUGUAUAUGCUGCUUCUGAAUCGACACAUCCGGUACUGCCGUCUGUCGCAAUCGCACCUCCGCUACGUGUGGUGUACAGGGUUUUCAUUUAUAAAGUUUAGCUCAUAAUAUAGUGAAUUUUUCUUAUAGUUAAUAUUUCAUCGCUCCUCGUUGCCCGCAUGGGUGGGUUCUUUUAGGUUUUUAUUACCGUUUGUCGUCCUCCGCGUGUGUGUGCGUGUGUAACUCCCCCUAUCCGUUAGUUUUGUGUCGAAAUUCACAAUCACUGUUGUUGAGUUUUACGUUGUUUUUAGUCUUUUCUUACGGCGCCAGAUGUUGAUGCUCUUUUUAGCGGUUGUUUCGAUCUUUUACUCGCCGUACACCCCAAAAACUCGGGGCAGAUCGGCAUUGUUGUAUUGUUACAUUCCUUUCCCCAUUUAUGUUGAGAGUUGCGAAAAAAAACCCUUUGUUUAAAUUGUCUGUUAAAUUGUGUUAGAUCUUGACCUCAACUCAACUCGAUUGCACUUCGUUGAAUCUAUUGUUUGGUCUGUGGCCUUUUAGUCCGUUGGGUCGACUCGCUACUACUAAUAAUCGCACUGCCAUGUGAAAUGUGUGUUCAACAUUCUUUUAAAGUUUCGCCAGUCAAACACGGAACGGAAAGCCACGAAAACAGGUUGCGGAUCGAUUACGGAAAAGAGGACAGAGUGCGGAAAUCAACGCAGAUGAUCGUUUAAUAAGGCUCACGGAACAUUCACGAACCAUGCUUUAUUUUUACCCAACGUUAGUUUGUAGUGUAGUCAGCAAAACAAUACAAGAAACAUUAACAAAUGAGACACCGUGUCUGUAUGUGUAGCGAAGGCAAUAUGUAACUAUAGCUGGGGCGAGGACAACCAAUGCGCGAGGUGUUGGCAAAUAGGAACCAGAAAUUGAGGUAUAGGACGUUAGGCUCCUCGGAACAAAUAGGGAACCCCGCUAAGGAAACGGCAUUCUGUGUAGAAGAAGCCAUAGAGAACCAUAGACCUAUAGAGGAAGUUGUCGCCCUUCCAUCGUUGGGCGCCUGUCGGUCCUAAUCACAAAAAUCGGACCCCAAUCGGCUUAUGCGGUACCGCAGAGGAAACAAGUACAUCUGAAGUAGGAGCGUUCAAAAGCACCAUUUUUCUACUCUUAUCACAGCAAAACUGCACGAGAGCCCUAGUGCUCUAGCGAUUUUGUUUUCCAUUUCUGUUGGAUGCUUUUUUCCCUGGUUAUUUUUAGUUAAACCCAGCAUAGAGGGGUGCCAGUAAUGGGUGCGUCGUUACUCUUUAGUUAUAUUCUCUUUGCCCGAAGUCCCCUUUUUUAAAGUCUGUUCUUUGAUGUAAGUGUUCAACAAUUAAGUUUUUAGUUUUUCCCUCUAUGAAGCUGCUAAUUUUGUAUUGCAACACACAUCAUGUGCUUCUGGUGCACUGUGUGGAAAUUGCGUAGUCCACGGCAAGCCGAAGAAAAUGGCAAAAAGGAACUUCAAUAACACAAAA